Botrytis porri is the source of this 276-nucleotide messenger RNA. RefSeq lists its product as uncharacterized. The record is from RefSeq and is a predicted model, not a curated record. The transcript has 3 exons. NCBI's taxonomy places the organism in Eukaryota, Fungi, Ascomycota, Leotiomycetes, Helotiales, Sclerotiniaceae. Bases 1 to 276 code for a protein of 91 amino acids.
AUGAUUACUUCGAAGCCAUAUUCCACGGCAUUGAUUGAAGCUGCAGCUCCUAUUUCGGCACUAAUCGCACCACUGGAAACUACGGAAACAGUUGUUGAUUCCAGGCUGAGGCGGCAAUCUGAAAAGCACAUCUUUGAAAGAACAGAGAUCGGAUGUGUUAGAUGUUGUUCUUGCCUUGUGAAUAUUGGUUUCGCCGUUCGAAAUGAAAAUGAGGUCGGCUGUAUCAUGGAGACCACGGUUCAUGAAACACUGGACGUUGAUCCUCGCCUCAGGUGA